Messenger RNA from Closterium sp. Yama58-4, 1320 nucleotides. The record is from the annotation of a GenBank genome assembly. NCBI's taxonomy places the organism in Eukaryota, Viridiplantae, Streptophyta, Zygnematophyceae, Desmidiales, Closteriaceae.
AUGCCUUCACGCUCUUCCAGUUUCCACUUGAAUGUCUUUUCCGCAUGCAAGUCCCUGCCUGCUGCAGUUUCUCCCCUUCAUUCCCCUCUCUUUCACUACUUCUGUAUUCAACAUUACGUCUCUCUGUCAGGCGGGGGGGAAGGCAACAAGGAAGAGGAGAGAGAAAAUGGUAGAGGGGAGGAGGAUCAGGAUGGGGACGAGGCAGAGAAAGAGGAGGAGAAACAGGGGAACGAGGAGAAAGAGGUGGAAGAGGAGGAGGAGGAAGAGGAAGAGGAGGAAGAGGAGGAGGAGGGGACAUGGAGGCCUUCGUUCUCAGCCGUCAAGGCACUGGUGGAGCGAGCGAGGGAAAGAGCAGAGGAUGGUGCAGACGAGGCAGGUGACAGGGAGGAGGAAGAGGAGGGGCGUGUGAGAGAGGAGGGCGCUGAUGGAGAGGUUCGAGAGGAGAGCAGUGGGGAGAAGGAGGGGAGCGGUGGGAAUGCCGAGGCAGCUGAAAAGGGGGAAGAAGUAUCAGGGGAGGGGAGAGAAGGGGCAGCAGAGGGCGAAUGGGAGGCGUGCAGAGCGGUGAUUGAGGCGCUCAUGCUCGCUGCUGGGCCUUCAGACAGUGCUGCUGGUGGUGGUGGUGGUGGUGGUGGUGGUGGAGAUGCAGCGAUGGGGAGCAGGAAGGAAGAAGUGGCAGGGAGGAAGGCGGAGAGGAGAGGGGGUGGGAGGAGGGGAGGGCGGAGGGAGGUGGUGGGGGCGGUGACAGGGACGGGGCCUCUGGACAGACAGCUGGCAGCGAGUGGGUUCAGCAUGCAGAACGAGGCUGAGCUGGAGCAGGUGAGUGGUGAGGUGGAAUGCUUUACUGCUAAGCUGGUGGGUGAACGCGCGUGGGUGCAUGUGAUGAUGUGUGUGUCCAUCACAUUCAUCCUUCUGUCUUCUCGCUCAACCAUAAACCCUCCCCCCUCUUACUGCAUCUGUCCCCUUCCCCCCUCUCGUGUGUGCCCCCUUCAGUACAUGGAAGAGUCGCAGUGGAGGGAGACAAGUCACUUGGAAGGCAAAGAGAAUGGCAUGGAGGGGAACCAAGAGGAAGAUGAGGAGGAGGAUGAGGAGGAGGAUGAGGAGGAGGAGGAGGAGGAGGAGGAGGAAGAGGAUAUUGAUGAAGACGAAAACGAGGGUGAGCCCACCGGUGAGGGUGCAGAGGAGGAGGAUGGUAGUGAAGGUGGGAACGACAGCAAUGAUGACAAUCAACUUCAAGAGGGGGAUGGGGACGAGGGCAUGGGGAAAUCCACACAUGGCAGUACAGUUGGAAACGGGAACACCCACCACGGUGCUCAGUCUUAA